Hippocampus zosterae (dwarf seahorse) is the source of this 1070-nucleotide messenger RNA. Its product is annotated as transcription factor PU.1. The record is from RefSeq and is a predicted model, not a curated record. The coding region runs from base 276 to 1070 and encodes 264 amino acids. Gene Ontology annotation, cellular component: nucleus. The transcript has 6 exons. Gene Ontology annotation, molecular function: sequence-specific DNA binding; DNA-binding transcription factor activity, RNA polymerase II-specific. Gene Ontology annotation, biological process: cell differentiation; regulation of transcription by RNA polymerase II. Lineage: Eukaryota; Metazoa; Chordata; Actinopteri; Syngnathiformes; Syngnathidae.
UAAAUUUAGUGAGCACUACCAUCCUCAUUACUUGUCCUUAACCUGAGCAAGCCUUAAUUAGUCGAACCUCUCCCGUGUGUACGCUUUUGUCCAAACGUGAUUGGCCCGAGUGGGUGAAGUGAAGGAGGAUCGGCCUACCGAGGUUAUAAGAGAGGUGCCACCUCGGUGGCGCAUCAUACAGGUGACUGUUUACUUUUUAAUACAUGAGGAGAACACAUCAGAGGAGGACAUUUCUACCGGGGUGAAAAGGCUAACCUUAAAUUUUGUUGGCUGAAAUGGAGACAAUGGCUCAUGUGACUGAGCUCAGGCUCGGCGGCGGUCGGGGCUCUUGGGGCGAAGCGACGCCCUCAUCCUGUCCGGAGGUUGACCUGGAGGUCAUCGAGGAGUAUCUGCAGGAGCAUUCACUAGAAGUCCAGCCUGCAUACAUGCAUGCCUCGCCUCUGAGCAAUGUGGUGCAGUACGUCCACUCCCACCACAGCACCAGGAUCAUAGAGAAUAACUGGUCAGGUCAGCAUGCCUACGAGUGGCACUGCGGUGCUCCUACGAAGGAAUAUGAGGAGCAAGCUCCACCCCCAGCCUGGUCCUGCUCCCAUCAGAACCAAUGGGAUCACGUUGCCUAUUCAGAUCAGGCGAUUGUGUGUAUCGACUCAGACUCUCAGUCCAGUUGCUCGCAGUACCACGAAUAUCACGAUGCCCCUUCUCCAACCUCUAAUGGCGGAGGCAGACCCGACAAAGACCCGUUGCUUCCUGCUCCAUUCUCGGGAAAGAGGAAGGAACGGUUGUUCCAGUUCCUGUUCGAGAUGCUGCAGACGCCGUCAAUGCGAAGCUGCAUCUGGUGGGUCCAGUCCUCUUCGGGCACAUUUCAGUUCUCCUCCCAAAACAAAGAGUGCCUGGCGGAGAUGUGGGGGCUCCGAAAAGGGAACCGCAAGACAAUGACCUACCAGAAAAUGGCGCGGGCAUUGAGGAAUUAUGCUCGCACGGGCGAAAUCAAAAAAGUGAAACGGAAACUCACAUAUCGGUUUGAUGAGAAAACGCUGAGAGGCCUCCAAGGAGAUGCCAAUAAGAUGUAG